This is a messenger RNA of Plasmodium relictum, 1791 nucleotides long. Its product is annotated as fam-f protein. Bases 1 to 1791 code for a protein of 596 amino acids. The transcript is spliced from 3 exons. The record is from RefSeq and is a predicted model, not a curated record. Lineage: Eukaryota; Apicomplexa; Aconoidasida; Haemosporida; Plasmodiidae.
AUGAGGAUCCAUUUAUUUUUGAUCUUUUACUUUAAUUUUUUAUACAUAAUAAUAGGAAGUAAAGGCUUUUAUAACAUUGACGCAUAUUACAAUUUAAAUAAACCUGAUAUUAAGUGUGUGAAGUGUAUAAAAACACAAAUAAUAAGAAAUUUAGCGGAAGUAUUUAAUAUUAAUGAUGAGGAUAUUUUAGAUGAUUCAGGUCUUACAAUAAGAGAUGUACAAUUGCUAUAUAAUCUGAGUGAAACAAAAGAUGAAAAUACAGUACUUGAAGGAUACUUUGGUGAUUCAAGAAGUUUAUUUGUAAAAUUAGUAGAUUUAGUAUUUUUAGAAGAUUUUAAUGAAAGGUUGAAACAAGAGAAAAAGAACAUUAAUUCUAUGUAUUAUACAUUGGAGCUUAUGGAGAAUAAAAUAAUGAAUUAUUUGGAUAUUUCACUGGAUAUUGCAAGUAAUCAUAUUAAAUGUGUAUUUAAGAACCUUGAAUCUCAUGAAAAUGAAUUACGUUCAUAUACAAACGUUAAUGUUGAUAUGAAUAUUAGCAAAAAUGGUGCAAGGUUAACAAUUAAUAGAAAUGAUGCAGAUGAUUAUUUCAGGAGUUCAAAUUUGGGUAAAAAAAUUGAUUUAUGGCUUAAAAAAUCCUUUAAGUUUUUUAAUAAAUUACGUAAAAUGAAUAAUGAAUUUUUGUCUGAGAUUAAUAAGGAUAUGUAUGAUUAUAAUCUUUAUAUGUCUAAUUAUAUAGGUACAUCUGAAAAUAUGUUUCCUUUAAAAUAUGCCCAUUUAGAUAAUUUGGAACUGGUUAAUUUUAAUGACUCAUUAGAAAAGAUUUUAGGUGAAUUUCAUAGAUUUUUAUUUACUAAAAAUAAAUUAAAAGGAACUUUUAUUACAAAUGAUUCUCUCAUAGUAUAUAUUGAAGAAUUGAAUUUUUUAAUUCAUAAUAUGCAUAAAACAUUACAUGAGACUAUAACAUUAAAAACGCAUAAGUUAUUUGUAAAACUAAAUAAGAAAUUAAAUGGUGAUAUAAAAUGCAUGAUAGCCUUUAUUGCAUAUAUACUUGAACACGAUAAAUCUAAAAAUAAGUUUAAAUUGGAUGAAUUGAAAAAUAAACAUGGAAAAGAAGUAAUUAAGGAUAAAUUUUUGCUUCAUAUAUAUAAAUUACUUUUACAAGAAAAAGAAGAGAUAAACAAAUCCUCAAAUAAAUUUAAAACAUAUAUAAAAGAAAUUUUGGGUUUUGAUGUGGAUAGUUCAGGCAUUAAAUCAUUAGUACAAAAACUUUAUGGAUUAGAAGAAGAAGAUAAUUUAAAACUCCAAUUAAAUGAGAAAGAUGGAUUUAUACCAUUAUUUAGAGUUAUUGUAUACUCAUUAGGGUGCUUGAGGAAAUUAAAAGAGUAUUCGGAUUUUAUAGAAUUACUUAAAAGUGAAUCGGAAAUUAGCUUUAGUACAGAAUUUGAAAAUAUUCUUAAAGGACAAAAUGACGCUUUAUAUAUUCCAGAACAUAAAUCUAGAAGUUUAACAUUACAAUUUUUGGAUAUUUAUGAGAGCAGCAUUUUUUUUAUUGGACUUAGGAGGAGCAAUUCAGAGUUAAUUGAUCAGUCAACAAAGGUAGAUAGUUGUGUAAAAAAAAUUAGAGCCCUUAAUUCUUUAAUAAGUUUAUUAAUUGACGAAUUGAAAAAUAGAAAUAAAUUCCAUUUUUGUUCUGUAUAUAGAGAAUUAAGCAAAAAUGCCAUUAUAUUUUUUCUGUAUGCAAUUAAGAGACUCGUUGGAAAUAAAUUAAGAUACUUUGUUAGAUAUGAAUAA